AUGGAUGAGGAAUACGACGUGGUUGUGUGCGGCACGGGACUGAAGGAGUGCAUCCUCAGUGGCCUUCUCUCAACGCACGGGAAGAAGGUUCUCCACGUCGACCGCAAUGCGUACUACGGAGGCGAAUCCGCUUCGCUGAACCUGACGCAUCUGUACGAGAAGUUCAGGCCAGGAGAGACGCCGCCUCAGACCUUGGGCUUCAACAGAGACUGGAACGUGGAUCUCAUCCCCAAGUUUGUCAUGGCCUGUGGGAAGCUCGUCAAGGUUCUCCUCACGACGAAGGUUACGAGAUACCUCGAGUGGCAGGUCAUCGAGGGCACAUACGUCUACCAGUUUCAGAAGGCGGGUUUCUUCUCCAGCGCGAAAUACAUCCACAAAGUUCCCGCAACAGACACGGAGGCGCUGACCUCUCCCUUGAUGCCUCUGUUGGAGAAGAACCGCUGCAAGAACUUCCUGAGCUUCUGCGCUCAGUGGGACUUGGAAAACAAAGAGACAUGGAAGGGCUUCGACCCCAAGAGACACUCUAUGAAGCAGGUCUACGAGUACUUUGGCCUGCAGCCGAACACCAUCGACUUCGUCGGCCACGCUGUCGCGCUCUACACGUCCGAUGACUACCUGAACCAGCCGAUGGGCCAAACAAUGGAGAAAAUCAAGUUGUACAUGUACAGCAUAUCGCGCUACGGGAAAUCGCCUUUCAUCUAUCCUCUGUAUGGCCUGGGAGGCCUGCCAGAGGGCUUCAGUCGGCUGUGCGCGAUCAACGGAGGCACGUACAUGCUGAACAAACCGAUUGAAGGUUUCGUGUACGGAGACGACGGAAAGGUGUGCGGCGUGAAGUCCACAGAUGGAGAGGUCGCACGGUGCAAGAUGGUUGUCUGCGAUCCCAGCUACGUGAACUACGACCCUAAAAAAGUCCGGAAGUCCGGGCAAGUUAUCCGCUGCAUCUGCAUUCUGGGAAGCCCGAUCCCGAACACCUCGGACGCUUCGUCGUGUCAAAUUAUCAUUCCGCAAAGACAAGUUAACCGCAAGAACGACAUCUACGUCAUGCUCGUCUCCUCUGCGCACGGAGUCGCGCUCAAGGGAAAAUACAUUGCCAUCAUCAGCACGACUGUCGAAACGGCGGACCCGAUGAAAGAAAUCGCGCCCGCACUCGACCUGUUGGGGCCGAUCGAGCAGCAGUUCGUGCAAGUCAGUGACGUGUAUGAGGCGGUCACCGACGGACGAGAAGACAAUGUGUUCGUCUCCGAUUCCUUCGAUGCGACCUCGCACUUUGAGUCCGCAACUGAAGACGUCUUGAAAAUCUGGAAAAACAUGACGGGAGAGGAAUUGGACUUGUCGGUGAAGGCGGAGCCGGAAGAUCUCCAGGAGAUGUAG
Messenger RNA from Neospora caninum, 1371 nucleotides. RefSeq names its product GK15875, related. Gene Ontology annotation, biological process: protein transport; vesicle-mediated transport; small GTPase-mediated signal transduction. The transcript has 9 exons. Bases 1 to 1371 code for a protein of 456 amino acids. Gene Ontology annotation, molecular function: Rab GDP-dissociation inhibitor activity. NCBI's taxonomy places the organism in Eukaryota, Apicomplexa, Conoidasida, Eucoccidiorida, Sarcocystidae. Gene Ontology annotation, cellular component: cytoplasm. The record is from RefSeq and is a predicted model, not a curated record.